Molecule: messenger RNA, 1013 nt
Organism: Populus euphratica (Euphrates poplar)
Lineage: Eukaryota; Viridiplantae; Streptophyta; Magnoliopsida; Malpighiales; Salicaceae
Exons: 2
Coding region: 173-883 (236 amino acids)
Source: RefSeq, a predicted model, not a curated record
GAUCUUCCUUUGGUGCUUGCUUGGCCUCGAAGUCUUUCAGGCGCUUCCAUUAAAUCCCCAUGCACUGAAGCCUCCUGAUCGAAUCUUUUCCUCUCUAUAUAUUAAUACCUUCGCUUUCAAGUCGUCAACAAAAACAAAACCAACUUGUCAGUGAUCAUCAAAGUAGCUAACAAUGGCAGCCUCCAAAAUGAGCUUGAAGCUUCUUAUUGAUUCAAAACACAGCAGAGUCGUCUUUGCUGAAGCAGGGAAAGACUUCGUAGAUUUCCUCCUUAGCCUGCUUGCUUUGCCUCUGGGUACCGUCAUUCGGCUCCUCACAAACUCAACCAUGAUUGGCUGCAUAGCAAAUCUUUACAAUAGCCUUGAAAAGCUGGAUGAAUCGUACAUGCAGCCUAACCAGAACAAGGAUUCCAUUUUGAACCCACCUAUAACAACCCAGGUCACCAAUCCAAAUUUCUUGCUUCCUGACACUAAACAGCCUGAAGACCGGAAGUUAUACUAUUGCUCAAACCAUCCAGGGUACGUGUCAGAUAUUCACAACUCUGUUUGUAGUCAUUGCAGCUCACACUAUGGUACUAGUUAUAUGAAUCAAGAAGUAAAGUUCGUGCGUACGAAUGUCUCCGCCUCCACAGAUACACCAGCUAGUGAUCAGGCCGGAGGUUACGUGAAGGGCCUGGUCACUUACAUGGUGACCGGUGAUUUGUCAGUGUCUCCAAUGUCAAUGGUGUCCGUUGUUGGUCUGCUAAACAAGAUCGAAAUCAAGGAUUUUAGUGUGCUUGAGGAGAGGGUUGUUGACUUUGGGAUCGAUGAGGGUCUUGAAUUGUUGAAAGCUUCUUUUUUGUCAAAGGAUGCUCUCACUGCUGUUUUCCUUCCAAAGCUGCAUUAAGGACUGGGAUGGUGCGCUAGUAUCAAAUUAGACAAAAAGGAGUUGAUGUGCGAUCUUCAGUUUUUAAAUUUACUAUGUUUUCUUUUUUUUUACACUGCUAAUUGUUUUGAUCUUUAUGUUUUUCCACAAA